CCACUUUCAAUCUUCACGUUACUUCCUCUCUUCCACUUCGUCUAAUUUUUACAUUUAAAUAUCACCUGACCUGUGGAUUGUCAUAAGAGGGAAUGGAGGAUUCCAUUAUUCAACAUGAGUAUGAAUGACCUUUACAACCUCGUACAGAUACAUGAACAAGAGCACCUGGAGAGCCUUAGUAAAUAUCCUGCACUGUGGACACAUGUAUCACGCCAUAGAAGCCACCAAUAGAUGACUUCAGGGACGAGACAUCCUGACAACACUGCCCUCACCUCAAGUCUCAGCUGAUUUUCCUUUUUCUACAAUGUUGCUGUAAAGUUAUCUACCCAGUCAAGAAACCCCCUCCCCGACCCCCGGCUGCCCUCCUUCUGACACAGUGCCCCUCUAAGGGGAAAUGCCUGUCUUGCUUAAUGCCGACACCUCCUUCAGCUCCAAGCAGGAGCUCCUGGACCUUCAGGACUGCCCUCUCAGCGGUGGCCCCUCUCUUGACACCCCUAGCCCCCCAGACUCCCAGACAGGCAGCCCAGUUGGUUCAGCCCCGAGAAGUCCUGGCAGCCCCGAAGAUGUCCCAAUUCGGCCCCCUAUUUUCACAGGGGCUUCCACAGUACCUGGGCAGCUAUACGCGGUCGAAACGAGACCCCAUCCGGAGCCUCCCUUGGGGUUAAAGCUGAUCUCAACCGAGGCGGUUCAGCUAUGUGGCUGGGGGGCCCUGACGCCCAAAGCCAUCCAAGGGUUCAACACCCCUCGCUGGGUGCUGUUCUUCCUCUGCGUGGCCUCCUUCCUCCAGGGGAUGAUCAUUAAUGGCUUCAUCAACACAGUGGUCACCUCCAUAGAGAGGCGCUUCGACCUGCGCAGCUACCAGGCCGGCCUCAUCGCCAGCACCUACGACAUCGCCGCCUGUGUCUGCCUGGCUUUUGUCAGUUACUUCGGCGGGACGGGACACAAGCCUCGCUGGCUGGGGUGGGGGGUGCUGAUCAUGGCUGUGGGUUCUCUGGUGUUUGCCUUGCCUCACUUCACCACCCCGCUGUACCAAGUCAGUCUGACCGAGCCAACGGUCAUGUGCUCGGACAACCGUACCAGCCCAUGCCGGGACAAAGAGGGCGGGGGAUUGUCCAGCUAUCGGUUUGUGUUCAUGCUGGGGCAGUUUCUACACGGUGUGGGCGCUACGCCUCUCUACACACUGGGGGUCACAUACCUGGAUGAGAACGUCAAGUCCAACUAUGCACCUGUUUAUAUUGGGAUCUUCUACACGGCAGCCAUUGUGGGUCCGGCAGCAGGCUAUCUGUUGGGAGGAUACUUCCUCAACAUGUACACUGAGAUCCACCUGAGGACAGAGAUGACUCCAGAUAACCCUCUGUGGGUCGGGGCCUGGUGGAUUGGAUUCCUCGCUGGAGGAGCAGCGGCUCUGCUGGUAGCGUUCCCCAUCCUGGGAUACCCACGACAGCUUCCAGGCUCUCAGGAGUACGUGGCCAUGCGGGUUUCUGAAGCCCACCAGCUGAAGGACGGCAGCCACACCACAGCCUCAGACCCUCAGUUUGGAAAAUCAGUCAAAGACAUGCCAAGGUCCGUGCUGCUCCUCUUGAAGAACCCCACCUUCCUGUUCCUGUGCUUGGCCGGGGCAACAGAGGCCACCCUCAUCGCAGGAAUGUCCACCUUUGGUCCAAAGUUCUUGGAGUCUCAGUUCAGCCUCAGCGCAUCAGAAGCUGCCACAUGGUUCGGAUACAUGGUGGUACCAGCAGGCGGGGGUGGCACCUUCCUGGGCGGCUACAUCGUGAAGAGAUUGAACCUGCGCUGUCGAGGCAUCAUCCGUUUCUGCAUGGUGUGUGCGAUUGUAAGUCUCCUUGCCAUCUUCAUCUUUCUCAUCCACUGCCCCAACGUGCCAAUGGCCGGUGUCACAGCACCAUACCAGUAUGACCUGAUGGAGAAACACCAACUGGACCAGUACAGAGACCUGUAUGACGAGCCCAGGAAGCUUCGCCUCGGAAACAGCUCUCUGGAAGAGACCCUGACGGUAGGCUGUAACGCCGGCUGUGGUUGUGUCAGAGAACUUUACAACCCGGUGUGUGGGGCAGACGGUGUGAUGUACUAUUCCCCCUGCCACGCUGGAUGCAGCUCCGUCAACCACACCGACCGCUACACAGGCAAACAGGUGUACUCAGGAUGCAGCUGUGUGGUCGGGAAUGUGUCCACAGCCGAGGAGGGCUUCGCUCUAAGAGGGAAGUGUGUGAGCUCCUGCCACCACAUGCCAGCCUUCCUCUCCUUCCUCUUCAUCAUCAUCUCCUUCACCUUCCUCUGUAGCAUCCCAGCUCUCACCGCCACGCUCAGGUGUGUUCCGGAUAGCCAGAGAUCCUUUGGACUGGGGAUCCAGUGGAUCGUGGUGCGCACAUUAGGUGGUAUCCCAGGACCCAUAGCAUUUGGCACUGUGAUCGACAUCUCCUGCUUACUGUGGCAGGAUAAGUGUGGUGAGCAGGGUUCCUGCUACCUCUAUCACAACUCAGCCAUGAGCCAGUACACACUGAUAGCUGGUAUUAUCUAUAAGGUUUUAGGGACAAUCUUCUUCCUGUUAGCCAGCAUCCUGUACCAGCCUCCCCCUGAGUCGCCUCAGAGCAGCUGUGAGAGCACGGACCACGGGGCGGGGGAGCUGAGCGACCUGCCUGUCAAAGACCUACCUGAAGACGGCGUAAUCGUCAACCUGCACGCCAGGUUAUGACGUCUGAGACCCCCCCCCCCCAACCACUGAGUCUCUGUCUGUGUAUGCUUGUGUGUGUAGGUUCUGCAGUUUGUGAACGUGUGUUUGGGUGGUUAUGGGGGGUGCUUCCUUUGUACCAACAGCCUUCUCUCAGCCAUAACGUCACCCCCCCCAACAUACACUUGUGUGCAUGCAAACACAUGCAAUCACACAAAUGGACAAGAUGAAAUACAGACACACAAACCACACACAGCCCCAGGAUGCCUUCAUACACAUCUCUCAUUUCUCUCUCACACACACACACACACACACACACACACACAGAACAUAAUGACUUCUAACAUGCUGCUCUUUGACGACACUUGUGUGUAUCAGUGUACAAUUGGCAAGGCGUGCACAGAGCGUUCUUACUCCUACUUUGUCAAAUACGACAGCUUGGUAAACGGACCAAGGAAUAAAACGAUGAGGCUCCUCUCUCUCCUCUCGCAACAGUUUCGUAUGGCCAUAGUAAUUAUAAGAGGAUUAAAGGAGGUAUUAAAAGAAUAAUAACAACGUUAUUAAUCUGCUUUCACAUAAAAACAGUACACAUUUAUGCACGCCGAGAAUGAAACAAACUAAAAAACGGCAACUAAAACAUACCUCAACAAAAACAAACAGAAUGAAAGUAUUUCUAAAAAAAGGAUAUAAAUUGAGGCUAUGGAAUAUAAAAAGUGAUUUAAAGGACGUGACAAAGAUUACAGCUUGUAUCUCCUCAGGCAAGACAUCCAAAGUCGAGAAGCCUGGCAGCAGAAGCUCUGUCUCCUUUGUGUUUGGCUAAGGACCUGGGACGACCAGGAGCAGCGAUAAAUAACUGGGGCGAGGUCUCUCUUGGGUUUGGAAAUAAUCAAUAGAAUCUUAAAAUUGAUUCUUAAAGCGACAGGUAGUCAGUGUGAGGAAGUCAGCGGGCGUAGUGGGGAAAGUGAAAACGUCCUUGUUCAGAAAGGGGUGGGGUGGAUGGAGGGGUCCAACAAACAGAACUGUCACCCAGAUCACUGCUGUUCAUUUCCCAUGCUAAACAGAAAUGUUUCAUAAUUUACUCUUUUUUUCACUUAUGUUAACCCACAUUACUUACGUAACUUACCUACGUUACCUAUAUGACAUAAGAAAGAUUUUGACCCCACUGUUAUAACAAAGUAGUAACAUAAUGUACUUUGCUUACAUCAUUUAACUUAUGCAACUAAAAUACUUGUUUUAAGUCCAACAAUGAUAUUUUCCCAAACCUAGCCAACCAGUUGUGUGGCCUUAACAAGUACUAACGUAAUGUAUUUAACUUAGAUCACAUACGUGACAUCCAGUUUACUGCCUGUUUAAGUUAAUCGUAUUGCCCUGCACUUAAAAAAAAAAGGCUUUUAUAAUUUACAAGGGUUUUUAUUUGACUAGCUGGGACUGAGAACAUGUCGCGAUACCACUCAAGUUGUUCACAACAAUUUUACAGAUAACUCAAUACGAUGUUAAAUCAUUUAAAAUGACUUUUAAGAAUGUGAGUCUGAGAAUGUUUCAUAUUUCACGUCUUUUUCCUUAAAAAGACGUGAAAUAUGAAACAGGUGUUAUAUAUGCCAUGUGUAUGAGGCAUUUAUGAUGUGGAAAAAAAGGUUAUUUAUAUCCAUCCACUCUUUCUGUUCUUUCCCCAUUACUGGAAGAUAGUUACACUGCUUUAUACAACCCCACAGAGAUAAAGCUGUGGUAUACUGUAUGAGAUCUCCAGGCCAGUCAUAGUGAAAGCCAAACCAUGUCGUAUCAUAUGUCAUAUUUUAAGCCAAGAGUAUCUAAAGGCACUAACAUUAGUAUAAUGUGAAAACCUGGUCACAGUACAGCAGCACAAAUAUAUUUUCAAUUAGAAAAGCACAUGUGUAUUUUUGCUUGUCUCUUGGACACAUGUAAAAGAGAUUUAUGAACAGUAAUUGGCUUGCAUUUGUUCGUAGUAAUACAGAGAGGAAGAAAACCACAAUGCGCUGAUGGUCUACAUGAAAAAGAUCUUUAUAGGGAUAGAGCUAGAGUUUAACAGAAAGAGCUUUGACGCUUCUCUUCCAUAGAAAUCGCAUAGCUGCACUUUAAAACAACAACACAAAAGCACUGAGAAACUUGGGAAGUACGCUUAGAUAAAGGCUUGCUCACACCAGCGGUUCAAAUGGCAAUUGUGCAACAAAAUAAAAUAUGACUUAAUGGCAUCUCAGCGGUCGGUUUGCUGGGGUAAGGUAAAGUGUUAAGGAAACAGGAGGUAUAUAAAUGUAGUCCAUAUGCCAUUUAGAAUGAUCCCUACAUACACUAUAUAGACAAAAGUAUUGAGACACUCCUCUAAAUCAUUGAAUCCAGGUGUUUCCUUCGGGCCAAUUGGCACUUGUGUAUAAAAUCAAGCACCUGGCCAUGCAGUCAACUUCAUAUUAAUGCCUAAAAGCUUCUGUAGGUGUAAUGUGUAUGUGUCCCAAUACUUUUGUCUAUAUAGUGUAUAUACAGGGGGAACAGGUCCUCCUGAAGGGAGAGCAUUGUGCUGCACCACCAUGAUUCUAGAGAAGCUCAGAACACACAAACCAAACAUCGGCUAUAGAGAGGGCCUUGUGCGUUUUUCUCUAUAUAAAGGACACCGCAGUUCUUCAACGCGCUUGUAACAUGGUGGUUAUGCCAGUUAUGCCUAACGGAAUUGAGUUGCUACUAAAAAAGUAAUUUGGUAAGGAUGGCCUUGAGUGAGGUGAGGGUCCUAAGCAAUACCGUGUACUUCUUUAAGUGACCUUAGAUGGAAUGGAGAGGGUCCAAUGUUUAGGAAGCUAUUGUAGCCUGCUCCAGAAAUACAAAAGCCUUAUUCAAAAUGCAAUUACAUUUUUUACAGAAUAAAUAAAAGGUCGACCUCUAGCGAUUCAAUUGGUGACACAAUUUGACUGUUUGAAAUGCGGGUGUGAAAGAGCCUCUGAGAGGGAAAUUAUGGCAAGCAUUUUGAAGUUUGAGCUGCCAAAUGCAAUGCACAACUGGCAUGAGAUGCAGUUUAACAGGUGAGCAGUUAUUUGGACUUAAUUAUCACUGUACUGUGAGUACACAAAUGUGCCAAAGCAGCCUUGCCUAACAACUCUUGUGUUUUAUUUGUUUAACCAUUUACAUUAUUUAUGCAAAUGAUGUAUUUAUAAUGUUUCAGCACAUAUUUGUUUUGAUUUUGCAUUCACUGUGCGAUGAUAAAAGUAAUGCUGCCCUUGCUCUCCUCCUUCCGCCCACCACACUCCUGUCUUUAUUGUUUAUGUGAUAGUGACAGUCUAAUGUAUGUUGCCUGUGUUGUUGUCAUGUACUCUGCUCACAUAACGGUGACUUGAACACCUCAAGCUGGUGUUGAAAAGUUCCUCCAUGUGAAUGUGUAAAUGCAGUCCUCCCAGUUGUGCUUUUUAACCAAUCCCAAGCUUUGACAAACCACUCUGUAAAUUGAUUUUUAUUCUUUUUUAUUUUGUUUUUGGUACUGUAUGGUUUUUUUUUAAAGCAGUGGACUUGAAAUCAAUGAUCUUUUUAUGGAAUGAUUCAAAGAUGUCAAGUGUUUUUUUAAAUACAAUACCUGAACAGUG
Messenger RNA from Eleginops maclovinus (Patagonian blennie), 6267 nucleotides. It is a transcript of the gene slco4a1, whose product is annotated as solute carrier organic anion transporter family, member 4A1. The record is from RefSeq and is a predicted model, not a curated record. Gene Ontology annotation, cellular component: plasma membrane. The transcript is spliced from 12 exons. Lineage: Eukaryota; Metazoa; Chordata; Actinopteri; Perciformes; Eleginopidae. Gene Ontology annotation, molecular function: protein binding. Gene Ontology annotation, biological process: sodium-independent organic anion transport; transmembrane transport. Bases 395 to 2710 code for a protein of 771 amino acids.